UGUCCCAAAAAUAAAUAAACGUUGAAAAAAAAUUAAAAAAAAAAUGAGUAACCAUAAAAAAAAAAAAAAAGAUGCCAGGUGCAAGCCCCAAGUUGUCACCUGGGACAUCUGAGCAACCAGCUAGAAACCAAGGGUUUCCAUGACCCCCACCCCAGUUUUUAUAACUUGCCAGAACAGCUCAAAGAGCCUAGGAAAGUGCUUUAUUUACUAUUACUGGACUAUUUUAAAGGAUACAACUCAGGAAGAGCCAGGUGGAGAUAUACAGGGCAAGAUACAAGGGGAAGGGGGGUGGAGUUUCCACGCCCUCUGUGUGUGCCGCCCUCCCGGUACCUCCGCGUGGUCACCAACUAAAAAGCUCUCUGAACCCCAGUGGUCUUUUUCCAUAGGCAUGAUGGUUAGAUCAUUGACCUUUGGUGAUUAGUUCAAUCUCCAGCCCCUCCUCCCUCCCAGGAGGUCUGGCAGGUGGGGCUGAAAGUUCCAACCCUCUAAUGCCUUGGUCUUUCUGGGGACCAGCCCCCAUCCUGAAGCUAUCUGUUAGUCCCCAGCCAUCACUCAUCUUUUAGUUUACAAAAGACACUUAUCACCCUCAGAGAUUCCGAGAGUUUCAGGAGAAGAGUGCCAGGGACCAGGGACGAAGGCCAAGUAUAUCUUACUGUAUCCCGUCCCUGCUAGAUGGCAGAGCAGGGGCUAGAACCCUAGACUCUUGCGUGGCUCCCAGGAGCCUUGGGUCUAAGAGGAGGCCCUAUGUUUUCACCAGCAUGUGACAGGGGGGCUUUGUUGGAAACCACAGAUCUGACCCCAUACUUGAAACCUUUCUGGAAAAAAAAGUCCUUGAGUGCAUCUGGCCCUGGAGAGGUCAGUGUCUCUCCAGGCACCCCCCCCCCCCCAAACUACUUCUUUCUUUUCUGGCCUCAGGGCCUUUGCACAGCUGGGAGCCUGAUAACACUUCUUCCCUCAGCUACCCAGCUGGCCUUGGAAGCUGUUCCCCAGCAACCCCCAGGGAAGCGAGGCAGAGGCUGCUGGGCCGGGCUGUGUGGCUUUGGCAGGACCCUGCUGAGCCGAGGCCAAGGUGUGUGUCAGCCCCAGCCCCGGCCAGCAGUGUGAUUCACACCGGGCAUCAGCCCAGCCCCAGGAGGUGAAUGGGGACGGUGGCCUCACUUUCCCCUUCAGGACUGUGGCUCAGAGUCAAUACCCGGUUUUGCCAGGCCCGUAUGGGGACCCCAAGGGACCUUGGGCCUAGCUUCACUCUAAGGAGCCCCUAUCCUCAGAGCCAGACACAGACAAUCCCUGGCCUUUUACAACAGCAGUGUCUUCUUUGCUCUGGACCCCUCUUAUGGCUCCCCAGAACCUUCUUGAUAAAACCCAAACUCCGUACUCCUCUCUGACUCCUCCCUAUUCAGUUGUCGUCCACCUCUGGCCCUCUUCUCCCUUGCCUCCAACCACAUCAGCCGCCACGUUCCCUAACCAUGCCUAACUUCUUCCGCCUCAGGGCCUUUGCCCAAGCUGUGUUCUCCACCUGGGAUGCCCUUCCCCCAGCUCUCCUGUGACUAACCCCUUCUCCUCUGGGACUCAGCCCAUCCACCCCCUCUUUGAUUCCUUCCUAGCAGUUUCACACCCCCAAGUUAUUUGAGUUGUUUGUGUCCCCAGACCCAGAUGAGGUCCCACUACAAACUUAGGUGCUCAACAAAUGCCCAAGGUAUGUGAGACUGAGUCUGCCUUGAGACACGUGUAGGGGAAGAAUUCGGGCUCCCCUCUGUGCUCAGAGCUCUAAUUUUCUGUUCAGGACAGGCAGGAAAUAUGUGGAAACCCUCAGCCCUGAUCUAGGUACUGCCCCCACACUGGGUCUGCCUUCUAGAACCCCUUUUCCCCAGGAGGAGCUGGUGGGGAUUGGCUGGAACUUGGCUGUGAGUCACAAAGCCAUUGUGGUACCAGGGCCCCAAGGCUGGCCAUUCGGGCUGGUCGGUUCAGCUUCAAGGGCAGGUCAGAGCCAGCCCAGGGCAGUGUUGCUGCACGUUGCAUGAGAUGAAGGGCUGAAUGAAGGCUGCUUCCUCUUACAAGUUGGCUUCUGAGAUUGCACCUUCUCCUCCUGCUCCUUCGCCAACUCUAUGGCCCUUCAAGGCAGAGCUGACCUGCUCAAGAAGAAAGACAAUGCAGCAAGCAACGCAGCCCCAGUUAUCACCCAAUGGGCAGAGCUUGUACCAGCCCCAGUCCGACCCCAAUCUCCAAGACAAAGCACGGACACUGCGUCCAAAACCUCAGCAUGAGCCACUUGGUUCCAAGGAGAGCCUUCCGCAAGAUCUGGACAAGGACAAGAAGGCGACUCAUCACAUCCCACGCCUCCGGGCUGUGGUUGAGAGCCAGGCCUUCAAGAACAUCCUGGUAGAUGAGAUGGACAUGAUGCUGUCCCGUGCAGCCACCCUCAUCCAAGCCAACUGGAGAGGCUACCGGCUCCGGCAAAAGCUGAUCUCCCAGAUGACGGCAGCCAAGGCCAUCCAGGAGGCCUGGCGACACUUCAACACCAAGCGUCUCCUCCGGUCUGGCAAGUCGGUGGAGAAAAAAGUGAGCGUGGAGGAGGGGGACAUCCCUUACCACCCCCCCCAGCAGGUGCGGUUCCAGCAUCCAGGAGAGAGCAAGUCCCCUCUGGCUCAGCCCAUCAUGGUGAGCAAAGAGACCCAGUUCCCUUCCUCCGACAGCCUGGCUGCCUGCACCCACCAGCUGGUCCUCCUGCAGACCCAGAGUACUCCACAGCCGGGCAUACGGGUCCCUUGUACCAUUGGAGGCCCCAACGUCACCUUCCUACCACACCAGACCGUGGCCAUCAGACUUCCAUGUCCAGUGAGCCUAGAUGCAAAGUGCCGCCCAUGCCUGCUGACAAGAACCGUCAGAAAUUCCUGCCUUGUCCAUGUAGAAGGGGACACAGUGAAGACCAAGCAAGGAACUGCCAGAGCCAGCAAGUCAGGAGCCUCCGGGCCACCACCACCUGUCAGGUCUGCCCCGGCAGUUCACGGAUCACUCAAGACCCAGACCCAGGACCACAUGGAAGCAGAGGUCUUCAAAGCCCCACCCCAGACAGGCCCAGCACCUGUGAUAACCAAGACCCCGCCCCAGCCGUGUGUAGUGCCCACGGGAACAGUAGCCAAGGCCCCACCCCAGAUGUACCCAGCGGCCCGGAUGACCAAGACCCCAACCCCGAUGUACCCAGCAGCCGCGAUGACCAAGACCCCACUCCAGUCUUGCCUGGCAGCCAUGAUGAACAAGACCCCACCCCAGCCAUGCUCGACGCCCACGGCAACAAUAACCAAGACCCCACCCCAGAUGUACCAGGUAGGCCCGGUGGCCAAGGCCUCACCCCAGACAUGCCCGGUGGCUGCAGUGGCUAAGACUUCACCCCAGACAUUCCAGCCAGCCACAGUGACCAAGACUCCAUUACAGUCUUGCUUGGCAGCCAUGGUGAACAAGACCCCACCCCAGCCAUCCCCAGCAGCCCCGGUAUCCAAGACCCCAAGCCAGAUGCGAGCGACAGCCUCGAUAACCAACCCUUCACCCCAGACACGACCGGCAGCCAUGAUGGCCAAGAUCUCACCACAGAUAUGCCUGUUAGCCUCAAUGAUCAAGCCCCCAACCCAGACGCGCCCUGUGGCCGCAAUGACCAAGACUCCGCCCCAGACAUGCCCGGUGCCGGCGGUGGCCAAGACACCUCCCCAGACCCGUCUGGCGGCCAUGGUCACCAAAACCCCAGCCCAAUUCCGCUCGGUGGCUGCCAUCAUCAGGACCCUGUGCCUGCCACCUCCAACAGCUGGAAAUUUGAAGUCUUCACCUCCAGCGGCAGCAGCAGCCGGAGUUCCCAACACCUCAUCCCCCACGUAUCUGAACGGACCAAAGGCCAAGGCUGUGGUGGAUGCAAAGCAGACAACAGGGAUGGUCAAGAUCUCAUCCCACUCAUCCUUGCCUGAGGGAAAGGUCAAAUACUUUCCCCCACCACAUCUGGGGGCUGGGACUCCCAAGGCUCCAGCCAGGCCUCCUUUAGAAGCUGAAAAACUCAAGACCUUCUCCCAGAAACAGGUGAAAACGGAAACAGUAUCCAACACCAGUCUGGCCGUUGAAACGCCCAGGGCUUCGCCAUGGGCAAAAGUGACUGAGGACAGGAACAAGUCCUCAUUACAGACACACCUGAGGACCGAUGUCAUGAAGGUUCAAUCCCAGGCGUAUGUGCCUGUAGAAACAGCUGUGGUCCUACCCCGGGGCGAGCCGGCCACACGUCCGGCCAAGGCCGCGGGAACAUGUCUGGCCAAAGCUCUGCCCCAGGAACGGCUGGCCACAUGUUCAACCACAGCCUCGUCCCAGGGACAGCUGCUUGCUGAAUUGACCGCGACUCUGCCCCAGGCACAUCUGGGCCCAUGUCCGUCCAAGGCCCUGUCCCAGGCACGUCCAUCUGCCAAGCUGACCAAGACCCCAUCCUUUGCACAUCUGGGCACAUGUCUGACCAAAGCACAGUCCCAGGCACAUCUGGCCACAGGAGCAGUAAAGGUCCAAUCUCAAGCACAUCUGCCUACCGGGCUGACCAAGGUGCACUCCCAGGCCCAGCUGGUCACAGAAGCAGCCAAGUGCCUCUAUGGAACCCACCAACCUGCUGAGCUCAGCAGCAAGACCCGGUCGCAGCCGCUCUUGGCUGGGUUCAGGGCCUCCUCCCAGCCUUGUCAUCACGUUGGUGCCCUUGGCACUCUGCCCCGAGCCAAGCCAGAGGACAGACUGACCCGGAUCCAGCCCCACAGCCACGCACAGGGCAAAGCCACCCAGGGCCCAUGCCAGGGGUCCUCCGAGACCCAGAGCAUGCUGAUGCCCCUGUCGGCAUCUGCCAGACACCCCACGUGCAACAUUGAAUCCUGGGGUGACAGUGGAGCUACCCGGGCCCAGCCGUCGAUGGCCGGCCCAGCCACACCCUGCCAGGAAGAGCUGGCAGCCUCCCAGCUCGCCUCCCUGUGUGCCGAGCUGGCCGCCGAGCUGGGCUCCCAGGAGGACCUCCGUGCCCUGCUGGCGAAAGCCCUCUCCCAGGGGCAAGUGAGGGCAGCCCUGAACCAGGCCCUGACAAAGAAAGUCCUGGGUGCCACGAUGACCAAGGCCCUGCCCCAGGGCAUGCUGGGCACAGCGCUGAUGAAAGUGCUAUCCUGGGGUGAGCUGGGCAUUGCCCUGUCCUGCACCCUGACCCCCACCGAGCUCCGGGCAAAACUCGCUAAGGCCAAGCAGGGCAAACUGGCGGGCGUGCUCAGCAAGGCGCUGACGGAGGAGGAGUGGGCAGCGCUGAGCCAGGCCCUGUGUCAGGGGGAGCUAGGCGCGGUCCUGAGCCAGUCUUUGUCUCAGGCAGCCCUGAGGACCGGAGUCGUCCUCCCCAAGGCCACCUCGCAAACAGCAGGAAGCAGGAUGACUAUGAUGCCGACCCCAGUGGAGGUGGGGAGCCCAUCAGCUGCGUGGGGGCCCACCCUAGGCCUCGUGAGACCACAGCCCAGCAAGGUCAGGGUUCCCCAGGAUGGGGCCUGGGAGGGCUUCUUCACAGGCAGGCCUGCUGGGUUCUUAGCAGAGAUGGGGGAUGGGGCCAUGCUCGGGGGGUCACCCUGCUCGUCGGUGGUCUCCAUGGGUGCCUCCCUAACUAGUAGAGUGAUCACCACUGUUCAUCAGUACCUCCUAAUUGCUGCCCUGGACCCCACUCCAUCACGGGAGAGGGGGCCCAGCAGGGACUCCUCCUCAAACCUGUAUCUGAAUCCUGAGGUCAGUGAGGAAACUGUGUGCCUCCCCCCAGCGGCCGGUGAAUUGGCAUCGGAUCUCAACCCCGUGGAGAGCGACACGGGCCCCGAUUUGCCCAGGCCACCCCUCCUGCAGCUGCCCCCCCGUCUGUGGCAGCCGCUCAUUGUCAACGGUGUGGGCCCAAGCACCAGCCAGCCGUCAGUGGCCGGUGGCACAGCCCAGAGCUCCCAUAAGCCACAUGUCAGCAGGGUGGCCCCACAUCCGUGGGCCUCGUCGAGGGAGGGCAGGGUGGCCCCGGCUAUGCCUCCCCGCACUGUGGGUGGCGGGAAGGCCUCCCACUCCCACCGGUGUGUCGCUGCCUAUGGGGGAUCCGUUUGUUGGUGUCGGCCCUCCGGGGUCAACAAGGUGCCCCCCGGCGUAUACCGGUCAUCGGCUACCAAAGUUCCACGACAGCCAUCUGUGGUCCGUGAGGACGCCGUGCAGAAAACUCAGUCCUCAAAUCACAAACGGGCCUCCCCGGACCCUAGGGAGAGAAUCGGCAAGGCGACCUCAGGUCCACGGAGGGCUGCCACUGUGAGCAAAGCACCCCUAGCCCAACCACAGACUCCCGAGGCCUGUGACAUAAGCCUAGGUCUCUUGCCUGGCUCCGCGGCUCCCGGUCAUCGCUGGGCACUCAAGACUCAGGUAGAUCCCAGUGUGUUCCAAGCGUCCCCAGGCAGUAGGUUGGCACACCCCCUGCCCGGUACAGCCAUCCCUCGGCAGGAGAGGAAGCGGACCGAGGGUACCACUUCCCGUGGGCACUGCCCACGGGAGCAAGUGACUGGCCGUAUACUCAAUGAACUGGUGGCCGGUUUGCCACAGGGUCUGGACAAUGACCUGUCCGGAAGCCUGUCCCCAGACUCCACAGACUGUGGCCCGAAUGUGAGUAAUUCCCAGAGCUCAUUGCCCAGCUGUAGUUCACUCAGCCUUUCCACCAUGUCUGUGACCAGUCUGACUGCUAUCGACCUGGCGGAGGAGGAGUCCUUGGAGGCCAGCUUGGAUAGGGACAUCCGGGUAGAUGCCCUCCUCUCUGGAGAGGCCGAGGGGGGGCCUCAGGGGCCUGGAGACAGGGAAGAAACUAGGGAGGUGAGCUGGCCACACACGACUCCAAACCUCCACCACCCUCCCUCUGCGGGUUCAGAGCCGAUGCCCAUUCUGCACCACAGCUCAGUGUCCGGUCAUGUGACCUUGAGUGUCCACUGGGGCUCAGAUGAUCCGGAUGAGAGGGAUGUGUCUUCAGGCCAAAGCUCCAUGGAUCUGAAGAAGAGCUUGUCCCGGAAAUCCUAUAGAACAGGACUGACCAGAAGUGUGUCUUUGGGUAAUGUGGCCCCUACCGUGUAUCAGCAGCCCUCUGGGGCCAGUAGAUUAACCUCAAGCCUCUCCCUGCCAUCAGUAGCAGAUAACAUGGCUCCAAACCCGCAACAGCCAUUUAAAGUCAGUAGGGUCACCCCCAGCCUAUCUGAAUCGUCUAUGACUACUAAGGUCACCCCCAGCCUAGCCCAGCCAUCUGUGACAGGUGGGGUGGCCCCCAACAUGGACCAGGCAUCUGUGGCCAGUAGGGUGACUCCCAAUCUAGCCCAGCCAUCUGUGACAGGUGGGGUGGCCCCCAACAUAGACCAGGCAUCUGUGACUGGUAAGGUGGCCCCCAGCCUAGCCCAGCCAUCUGGGACCAGUGGGGUGGCUCCCAAUUUAGCCCAGGCGUCUGUGACCAGUAGCGUGGCCCCCAGCCUAGCUCAGCCGUCUGUGACCGGUGGGGUGGCCCCCAGCCUAUCCGAGGCAUCUGUGACCAGUGGGGUGGCUCCCAGCCUAGCCCAGCCAUCUGUGACUGGUGGGACAGCUUCCAACUUAGCCCAGGCAUCUGUGACCAGUAACGUGGCCCCCAGCCUAGCCCAGCCAUCUAUUACUAGUGGGGUGGCCCUCAACCUAGCCCAACCAUCUGUGACUGGUGCCGUGGCCCCCGAACUAGCCCAGCCAUCUGUGAUUGGUAGGGUGGCCCCCAUACUAGCCCAGCUAUCUGUGACUAGUGGGACAGCUCCCAACUUAGCCCAGGCAUCAGUGAUCAGUGUCGUGGCCCCCAGCCUGGCCCAGUCAUCUGUGACUAGUGUGGUGGCCCCCAACCUAGCCUGGCCAUCUUUGACUAGUGUGGUGGCCCCCAACCUAGCCCAGGCAUCCAUGACCGGUGGGGUGGCCCCCAGUCUAGCCCAGCCAUCCGUGACUGGUGGGGUGGCCCCCAGCCUAGCCCAGCCACCUGUGACCAGUGGGGUGGCUCCCAAUCUAACCCAACCAUCUGUGACUGGUGCCAUGGCCCCCAACCUAGCCCAGCCAUCUAUGACUGGUAGGGUGGUCCCCAGACUAGCCCAGCCAUCCGUGACCAGUGGAGUGGCCCCAAAUCUAGCCCAGGCAUCAGUGAUCAGUGGGGUGGCCCCCAGCCUAGCCCAGCCAUCUGUGACCAGUGGGGUGUCCCCCAACCUAGCCCAGCCAUCUAUGACUAGUGCCGUGGCCCCCAACAUAUCCUGGUCAUCUGUGACUAGUAUGGUGGCCCCCAACCUAGCCCAGGCAUCUUUGACCAGUGGGGUAGCCCCCAGCCUAGCCCGGCCAUCCACGACCAGUGGGGUGGCCCCCAGCCUAGCCCAGCCACCUGUGACCAGUGUGGUGACCCCCAGCCUAGCCCAGCCAUCUGUGACUGGUAGGGUGGCUUCGAACCUAGCCCAGCCAUCUAUGACUAGUGUGAUGGCCCCCAGCCUAGCCCAGCCAUCCGUGACCAGUGGAGUGGCCCCAAAUCUAGCCCAGGCAUCAGUGAUCAGUGGGGUGGCCCCCAGCCUAGCCCAGCCAUCUGUGACCAGUGGGGUGUCCCCCAACCUAGCCCAGCCAUCUAUGACUAGUGCCGUGGCCCCCAACAUAUCCUGGUCAUCUGUGACUAGUAUGGUGGCCCCCAACCUAGCCCAGGCAUCUUUGACCAGUGGGGUAGCCCCCAGCCUAGCCCGGCCAUCCAUGACCAGUGGGGUGGCCCCCAGCCUAGCCCAGCCACCUGUGACCAGUGUGGUGACCCCCAGCCUAGCCCAGCCAUCUGUGACUGGUAGGGUGGCUUCGAACCUAGCCCAGCCAUCUAUGACUAGUGUGAUGGCCCCCAGCCUAGCCCAGCCAUCUGUGACCAGUGGAGUGGCCCCCAACCUAGCCCAGCCACCUGUGACCAGUGUGGUGACCUCCAGCCUAGCCCAGCCAUCUGUGACCAGAGGGAUGGCCCCCAACCUAAUGCAGGCAUCUGUGACCAGUAGGGUGGUCCCCAGCCUAACACAGCUACCUGUGACUGGUGGGAUGGCCCCCAGCCUUGCCUGGCCAUCUGUGACCAGUGGGAUGGCCCCCAACCUAAUGCAGGCAUCUGUGACCGGUAGAAUGGCCCCCAGCCUAACACUGCUACCUAUGACUGGUGGGGUGGCCCCCAGCCUAGCCCAGCCACCUGUGACCAGUGUGGUGACCUCCAGCCUAACCCAGCCAUCUGUGACUGGUAGGGUGGCCCCCAACCUAGCCCAGCCAUCUAUGACUAGUGUGAUGGCCCCCAGCCUAGCCCAGCCAUCUGUGACCAGUGUGGUGACCUCCAGCCUAGCCCAGCCAUCUGUGACUGGUAGGGUGGCCCCCAACCUAGCCCAGCCAUCUAUGACUAGUGUGAUGGUCCCCAGCUUAGCCCAGCCAUCUGUGACCAGUGGAGUGGCCCUCAACCUAGCCCAGCCACCUGUGACCAGUGUGGUGACCUCCAGCCUAGCCCAGCCAUCUGUGACCAGUGGGAUGGCCCCCAACCUAAUGCAGGCAUCUGUGACCAGUAGGGUGGUCCCCAGCCUAACACCGCUACCUAUGACUGGUGGGGUGGCCCCCAGCCUAGCCCAGCCAUCUGUGACCAGUGGGGUGGCCCCCAGCCUAGCCCAGGCACCUGUGGCUACUAGGGAGCCCCUCAGCCUAUUCCAACCAUCUGUAAUGAGUGGUACGAGCUGUGCAGUUGGUCAGUCAAGUCGGCCCCCUAAAGUGGGUUCAAAUCUACCAUCAUCAAGGGUGAAUGCCGUGGCCCCGAGUCGGCGUCAUCCAUCGGUCGUGACUGAAGUCCCCCCGAGUGCAUCAUAUCCAUCUGGGACCAGCAGCAUGGGUCAAGGUCUGAGCCAGCCAUCUGUGACCCCUGGGGUGGACCCAUGUCAAGAUCCUGUAAUGGUUAGUGGGGUGGCCUCACACCCCCAGGCCCCUGAGUUCAGUGAGGUGUCCCUUGAAUGUCAUCAGCCAUUCAGUGUCAGGGGGAGGUGCCCAAGUAGGACUGCACAUUCUGCUGUUGCUGUUUCAGCCCCAAACCUCUACCAGGUGCCUGUGGCUAGUGGAGAGGACUCUUGUCUAGACCAGGGAGCCGGUAUAUCUCCGGGGGCUCUGUUCAGGGGCAUGGCUACCAGCAUGUCCCCAGGUGCCAUGGCUGCCGGCAUGUUCCCAAAUAUGUCUCGGGGGACCCUGGCUGCUGGUAUGUUCCUAAGUGUGUGUCCGGGACCUGUGUGUCCAGGCAUCGCAGGGAGUGUGUGCCAGAGAAGUGCGGUAACUGGUGUGGGCCCAGACCAGUUUCAGGUGGCCAGUGGGACCCCCACUGCAUCCCCGGGCUCUGUGGCAGGUGUCCCUUUGGUUCGUGAACAAGCCUCAGAGGCGGGUCCUGGUUUCUCCCGGGCUUCAGUGCCCAACAGACAGGGUAGGAGUCCAUUCAAGUUUUCCCAGGCCAGCGUGGCCCCCAAUAUUUCUCCGGUCAAUGUCGAUCUCCCAACACCUUUGAACCACCAGCAUUCUUCUGUGUCCACAAUUGUGGCACCAGGUUACCAACAAGCAAACACUGUCAGCCAGGAGCCUGUGAUGGGCACAGACAAUGGCCUGGUGCCAGGUGCUGUAGCCAAUAGGAUGGCCACAGCUAUGGCCCCAGGUGCUGUGGCCAGUGGUGUGGCCCCCAGCCUUCCUCCUGGGUCUGUGAUCAGAGGUGUGGGCCAAAGCCUGCCUCCGGGGCCCGUGAUCAGUGACGUGCUUCCCCACCUUCCACCAGGUUAUGUGGUCAGUGGUGUAGCUCAAACCCUUCCCCCAGGGUCUGUGAUCUAUGGUAUCAGCCAUAGCCUUCCCCCAGGAUCCGUGAUCAGGGGCAUGGGCCAGGGUCUUCCUCCAGAUCCCAUGGCCAGUGCUGUGGCCCAGAGCUUUCCUCUGGGUUCUGUGGCCAGUGGCAUGACCAGGACCCUGUGUCCAGGUUCUGUGGCCCCCAGUCUGAUUGCAGCGUCUGGGGCUGGUGGGAUGAGGCAAAGCCUCCCUGUAAGAUGCGCAGUUAGUUUCACUGCUCCGAGCCUUGUCCCAGGUUCAGUGGCGAGUGAGGUGGCCCCAAAUGUCUCCCCUGAGUCUGUGGCCUCUAUUAUGGUUCCAGCAUCUAUGGCUGGGGGACUGAAUGGGGGCCUGGUUCUGGGGUCCAGGGCUAGCGCAGCUGGCCUGCCCUCCACAGUCGGAAAUGUGGCCCAGAGCCUUCCCCAGGGGUCCAUGCUGAUCAGGAUCACUCCCCGUCCUUACUACGGAUCCCUGGCUGGGGAAGGGUCUAUAGCCCCCUUCCAAGCAUCCCGUGCCAUUGGCCUGGCUCAACUUCAUCCCCGGGCUGGGGAAGCUAGUGGCACAACCUGGAGGGUGCACCAAAGGCCCACGGUUCUACAAAGAGCCUCACAGUUGAGCCACGCUCUUGGGAUGAUGCCAUUUGAGACCACAGAUGACCAGGUCAUGAUGAAGCCAGAGGACCUGGAGAAGGCUCUGUCCCAGGCGUCCGAAUCCAGUGGGGAGUCCAUAGUCCUCGAGGAAACCCCGUGGAUGCCCCAUAGCCUCCCAUCAACUGACAUCAACCACAGCCUCCAGGUCCUUCCCAACGGUCAAAAGCCAUUGUUGGAGGAGGUGGUUCCCAGUGAAACCAAGUCGCUGACCAGUGGCAUGGCCCCUGUCCCUCCCCAGGCCCUGAGUAUUGCCAAGCACUGGAGGGCAGGUGGCGUCACUGCAGCUCUGCAGCAGGGGUCAGCAACCACUUGGGGGGCCCCCAGUUCCCACUUUGUGACAACUAGCAGGGUCCCCAGUGUGUACAUGGAGUCUGUCAGAGCUACCGGGGCCCCUUUGGCUCAUCAACGGGCAACAGCGGCUCAUGGGUCCCAGAGCCCCUCGGUGGAUCUCAUUGUGCCUCAGAACCCCUUCGUGGAUCACGUGCCCCAGAGCCACGCCCACGAGGCGGGGGCUUCUACCAUAGUCACAGGGUCACCCAAGCUGGCCCAUGGCAGCACUAUAACAUCCAGUUUGCACCCAGGGUCGGUAGCUGGGAUGGGGACCCCCAAGACUUCCCAGAGGUCAGGGGCCGCCAGGGUGGCCUCACAUGUGCCGCUUUAUCCGCCCAGGGUGAGUGGGGUGGCAUCUGGUGGGUUCCAGACAGAAGCUGUCCCCAGAACACACGAGAAGCCAGCGUCUGGGGAUCCGGCUCAGACCAGCCGCAAAUUUCUUGGCUCUAGAAAAUCCUAUAGGUCCGUGCCUGGUAGUCUUGUGUCGGAAAUGCUAGAUGAUAAGGUAGCCAGGAUCGUGCCCUCACGUGACGUGCGAGAGCAGGCCCACAGGUCCUCACGGCAAAGUCCCGAACACCUCCCGGCUACGCCACCAGCCAUAACACCCAUCACGCGUACUGAGGCGACACAUGACAUGGGCAUCCCUGGGCUGCACCCAGAGUUUCGGAGGGUGUCUCUGGGCUAUGAGUCUUCACCUGGCGGUUCCCGGAGGCCCCUUUUAAUCCAGGAGCCAACAUGGGGGUCUCGGGAUUUCCAGAGCGCUGUGGCUCCUACAGAUAGUCCUAGGGCACUCCUGACUCCCGCUGUACUCCAGGGCCCCGCGGACGCCGUCAGAGCUGGUGGCCAAGCGCGGAACUCUGCCGUCCCCAGUGGAGCCGUCGGGCCCGUGGACGGCGCAGUGACCCCUGGUGGCCCGUGGGAGCCGGCCAGGGCUUCUGUGCCGGGGGACACUGUGGGCAGAGAGGCAGCGGUGAAUCCCAGGCAGCCGGGGAAGCUGAUGGCAUCGAUGCAGGUCGUGGAGAAGAUAAUCAUCCGCGCUGUGGUCAUUAUCCAGGCGCGCACACGUGGCUACCUGGCACGCCGCGCCAUCAAAGCGUGGCACCAGUGGGCCGUCAUCAUCCAGGCCGCCUGGCGUGGCUACCGUGUGCGGCGGGACCUGGCCCGGCUCUCCAGAGCUGCCACCGUCAUCCAGGCCGUGUGGCGGGGCUUCUGUAUCCGCCGGGGCCAAACCCCGCCAGCGUUGCUCCAGGGGGUGUGGGCCGAGAUGGGCGGCAGGACCGGGUGGACCUCUGACCACCGCUGCUUCCAGUCCUGCCAGCCGCACGUCUGCCCCCUCUGCCAGUCCCUGAGUCCCAGGGCGGGGAGCCCGCCCAGUGUGGUGAUGCUCGUGGGUUCCAGCCCCCGCACGUGCCACAUGUGUGGCCACACCCUGCCUACUCGGGUGGUGCACGGCAUGGGCCGGGGCGCCAGAGUCCAGGCAGGCGUCCCAUGGGGCUCUGGCACCCAGACAAUCCCCGGGAGCCCCCGGCAGUCCCGUCGCCAGAGUGAGGCAGCCGCGACCAUCCAGUCGGCGUGGAGGGGCUUCAGCGCACGCCGCCAGCUGAGGCAGAAGCAGGUGGCAGCCAAGACGCUUCAAGCCACCUGGCGCGGCCAUCACACUCGGGCCACCCUCACCACGGAUGCGCUCUUGGGACCAGCAGCAUGGGACGAUCCGCAGUACAUGCAGUGGCCGGGUGUCUAGGACAUUGACCGACUGGUGGGGGGACACCAGGAGAGGGGCAAUGUGGCUCUUAGGGUCUAGUGAAUAAAGCCCUCCACAGCCUGA
Felis catus (domestic cat) is the source of this 13680-nucleotide messenger RNA. It is a transcript of the gene IQCN, whose product is annotated as IQ motif containing N. The record is from RefSeq and is a predicted model, not a curated record. The transcript is spliced from 3 exons. Lineage: Eukaryota; Metazoa; Chordata; Mammalia; Carnivora; Felidae. Bases 2035 to 13596 code for a protein of 3853 amino acids. Gene Ontology annotation, molecular function: protein binding.